This is a messenger RNA of Ambispora leptoticha, 171 nucleotides long. The record is from the annotation of a GenBank genome assembly. NCBI's taxonomy places the organism in Eukaryota, Fungi, Glomeromycota, Glomeromycetes, Archaeosporales, Ambisporaceae.
ACACCUACGUGUCUUGAAGAAAAUGUGAACCUGCCAAUUGAAGGAGAUUGUUCGAAAUUCGUUACUUGCUCUAAUGGAAUUGCAUACGAGAUGGAUUGCCCUCUAGGUUUACAUUUUAACGACGUACUCAAAGUAUGUGAUUGGCCCGCGAAUGCAAAUUGUGAACGUUAA